Hevea brasiliensis (rubber tree) is the source of this 1424-nucleotide messenger RNA. Its product is annotated as glyceraldehyde-3-phosphate dehydrogenase, cytosolic. Gene Ontology annotation, biological process: glucose metabolic process. The transcript has 12 exons. Gene Ontology annotation, molecular function: NADP binding; NAD binding; oxidoreductase activity, acting on the aldehyde or oxo group of donors, NAD or NADP as acceptor. NCBI's taxonomy places the organism in Eukaryota, Viridiplantae, Streptophyta, Magnoliopsida, Malpighiales, Euphorbiaceae. The record is from RefSeq and is a predicted model, not a curated record. The coding region runs from base 199 to 1224 and encodes 341 amino acids.
UCAGAGGCCUCACGCCACAUUUCUCUUCCCCAUGAAAAAACCGCUGGACAAGUGACCGGUCGAACUACCGGCUUUUCACUCUCUCUCUUCUUUUUUAUACCCCCGAAUUAGCUCUUUCUUUCUUCGCGUUACUCUCCGUGUUAGCUCUCUCUCUAGACUCGAUCUCUGUUUCUAAUAUCUAUUCUUCCAUUAUUAGUAAUGGCUGGCGAUAAGAAGAUUAAGAUCGGUAUCAAUGGGUUUGGAAGAAUUGGUCGUUUGGUUGCUAGAGUCGCACUUCAGAGAAAUGAUAUUGAACUCGUAGCUGUUAACGAUCCUUUCAUUUCUACUGAUUAUAUGACAUAUAUGUUUAAGUAUGAUACAGUUCAUGGUCACUGGAAGCACACCGAUGUUAAGGUCAAGGACGAAAAGACACUUCUCUUUGGUGAUAAGCCAGUCACUGUUUUCGGGAUCAGGAACCCAGAGGAGAUUCCAUGGGGUCAGACUGGUGCCGAGUUUGUUGUUGAAUCCACUGGAGUUUUCACUGACAAGGAAAAGGCUGCUGCGCACUUGAAGGGUGGAGCUAAGAAGGUUGUUAUUUCUGCCCCCAGCAAAGAUGCACCCAUGUUUGUUAUGGGUGUCAACGAGAAGGAAUACAAGCCAGAACUUGACAUUGUUUCCAAUGCAAGCUGCACCACCAAUUGCCUUGCCCCCUUGGCCAAGGUCAUUCACGAUAGAUUUGGAAUUGUUGAGGGUCUCAUGACCACUGUCCACUCCAUUACUGCCACUCAGAAGACUGUUGAUGGGCCGUCAAUGAAGGACUGGAGAGGUGGAAGAGCUGCUUCCUUCAACAUUAUUCCUAGCAGCACUGGAGCUGCCAAGGCUGUUGGAAAGGUUCUCCCAGCACUUAAUGGAAAAUUGACUGGAAUGGCCUUCCGUGUUCCAACGGUGGAUGUUUCUGUUGUAGAUCUCACUGUAAGACUUGAAAAGAAUGCAACAUACGAGGAAAUAAAAAAUGCCAUCAAGGAGGAAUCUGAGGGUAAGCUCAAGGGAAUUUUGGGUUACACCGAAGAUGAUGUGGUGUCCACCGACUUUGUUGGUGAUAGCAGGUCAAGUAUUUUUGAUGCCAAGGCUGGAAUUGCUUUGAACGAAAAGUUUGUGAAACUUGUCACUUGGUAUGACAAUGAAUGGGGCUACAGUACCCGUGUGCUUGACUUGAUCCGUCACAUUGCCUCCACUCAGCCUUGAAGAAAUUGAUGAUGAUUUUUGAUUGCUGUAUUGAGUUUGAAUGUUGAUGCAGCCUUGAAGAAAUUGAUGCUCGCUUCUGAUGUUUAAAUAAAAAUUUGAGUUCAGAUCUUCUGUGUUUGGUUUUGGGUUUUAGUUAUCAAGCUAUUGAGUUAUAAAACCAUAUGACUUUCAUGGGAAGAUUUCCAUCUUGUUUAACACAA